AUGCCAAAACUGGGGGAACAAAUAGGACCUUUUACUUCCACGCGAAGCUUCGCGGUUCACGCCACGGUUAUCGGUUAUCGGAUGGACCAGCAUCCUAGCGCCCGGAGCUGCACCAGCCGCGGGGCUUCGUCCUGCGAGGCCGUCCCAGCCGAGCCCUCCAUGAACCUGCACAUCCACUCCACUACCGGCACUCGCUUCGAGCUCUCGCUGCCCCAGGAGGAGACCGUGGACGGGCUGAAGAGGAGGCUCUCGCAGCGACUUAAAGUACCCAAAGAGAGGCUCGCGUUGCUGCAUAAAGAAACCAGACUAAGUUCAGGCAAACUCCAGGAUCUUGGCGUGUCCGAUGGGAGCAAGUUAACACUCGUACCGACCGUCGAAGCAGGAUUAAUGUCUCAAGCGUCAAGACCCGAGCAGUCAGUAAUGCAAGCCUUGGAGAGCUUAACCGAAACUCAGGUCAGCGACUUCCUGUCCGGACGCUCUCCCCUCACUCUGGCACUCCGUGUGGGGGAUCACAUGAUGUUCGUCCAGCUACAGCUGGCAGCACAGCAGUCGGGUGGUCCACAGCUCCAGCACAGGCACCUGAUCACCCGAAGCAAUUCAGAUGCCACGAUGGGACAGCCGACAGGGCAGCCUUGUGGACCUCAACCGCAUUCCCACCUCCACCCUAAUAAUCUACACAAUCCCCAUUUGCCUCAGCCGGGCCCCUCCACAUCCUCUUCCACUAGCACCUCAAUCUUCCCUCUCCCAUCCACACACCACCAGUCUCUGCCCCCGAUGUACCAUCAGUCCCCCUCAUCAGUUCCUCACUGCAGCCCAGCCACCCCUCCACCUCCUGCUCGUUCUCCUCGCACGUCGCAUGUCCCUGGGAGCCUGUUCCGUUCUACUCCCCAUCCCUUGCGGGACCACCACCACUACCAUCAGCCUUCCUCAGGCCAGGCUAGCCACAACAUUGCCCAGGCCAGCCCUGUAGCCCCUGUUUUGUGCCCUGAGGCCAGCUGCAGCACCAACAGCCACAGUAGUGGCAGCAGUUCAUCAGCACGCUCCCGUAAGCCUGGUGCCAUCAUUGAGAGCUUUGUUAACCACGCCCCUGGAGUUUUUUCAGGGACAUUUUCAGGCACUUUACACCCUAACUGCCAGGACAGCAACGGGCGUCCGAGACGAGAUAUUGGUACUAUUCUUCAGAUUCUCAACGAUCUCCUGAGCGCCACACGCCACUACCAGGGCAUGCCACCAUCCCUUACGCAGCUUCGCUACCAAACCCAAUGCAGCACACCCAGCUCACCAUCCCCGUCACCGCCUCCAUCGCCACCAGUGGUCGGCACAACUGGACUCUCUGCCAAAGCUACCUCUGUGCCCGCUGGUAACUCCAGCAGCCCUCCACCGACCCUUCAUCCACUGGUGCAGUGCCAGAGUCAGAUCCGCAUGUGCAAGCCCCCUGGCGACAGAGUCCGGCAGACGGAGAACCGCGCAACCCGCUGCAAGGUGGAGCGCCUGCAGCUGCUAAUGCAGCAGAAGCGACUGCGCCGGAAGGCCCGUCGGGACCAGCGCGGCCCCUACCACUGGCUGCCCAACCGCAAGGCGGGCCGCAGCAACAGUAACAGCAGCGUGUCCAGCGACGGCUCCCUGGACCUGGACUUUGACGACUCCGUGUGGAAGCCUGAAGUCAAGGCUGACUUAAAGUCUGAGUUCGUCAUGGCCUGA
Molecule: messenger RNA, 1701 nt
Organism: Nerophis lumbriciformis (worm pipefish)
Lineage: Eukaryota; Metazoa; Chordata; Actinopteri; Syngnathiformes; Syngnathidae
Source: RefSeq, a predicted model, not a curated record